Molecule: messenger RNA, 2094 nt
Organism: Dufourea novaeangliae
Lineage: Eukaryota; Metazoa; Arthropoda; Insecta; Hymenoptera; Halictidae
Gene: Calr
Product: calreticulin
Exons: 8
Coding region: 66-1277 (403 amino acids)
Biological process (GO): protein folding
Cellular component (GO): endoplasmic reticulum membrane; endoplasmic reticulum
Molecular function (GO): calcium ion binding
Source: RefSeq, a predicted model, not a curated record
UUGCGCAGCGAGGAUCACAUCGUCGUACGCGGACUCUCGUUGUCCCCCCCGGCGUCUAAAAGAAAAUGCAGUCGUUCUGUGCGUUUCUUCUUCUGGUGGCGGUCACGCUGGUGUACGGUGAAGUCUACUUCGAGGAAAAGUUCCUGGACGAUUCGUGGGAAAAGAAUUGGGUGUACUCCGAGCACCCUGGAAAAGAGUUCGGCAAAUUUGUACUUAGCCAUGGGAAGUUCUGGAAUGAUCCGGAAAAUGACAAAGGUAUCCAGACUUCUCAGGAUGCAAGAUUCUAUGCCUUGAGCACAAAGUUCAAACCCUUCAGCAACAAGGACAAGCCACUUGUUGUUCAGUUCUCUGUGAAACAUGAACAGAACAUUGACUGCGGUGGUGGAUACGUUAAAGUAUUCGACUGUUCGUUGGAACAGAAGGACAUGCAUGGAGAAAGUCCAUACCAAAUUAUGUUCGGACCCGAUAUUUGCGGACCCGGAACAAAGAAGGUUCACGUCAUCUUCAGCUACAAGGGCAAGAACUUGUUAAUCAACAAAGACAUCCGUUGCAAGGAUGACAUUUACACUCACCUGUACACUCUGAUCGUCAACCCUGAUAACACAUACAAGGUACUUAUUGACAAUGAAGAGGUCGAGUCCGGUGCGCUGGAAGCAGACUGGGAUUUCCUCCCUCCAAAGAAGAUCAAGGACCCAUCUCAGACUAAGCCUGACGACUGGGACGACAAGCCCACCAUUCCCGAUCCUGAUGACCAGAAACCAGAGGACUGGGACAAGCCAGAGCACAUUCCUGACCCUGAGGCUUCCAAGCCAGAAGACUGGGACGACGAGAUGGACGGAGAAUGGGAAGCUCCUAUGAUCGACAACCCCGAGUACAAGGGCGAAUGGAAACCCAAGCAAAUCGACAACCCGAACUACAAAGGGCCGUGGAUUCACCCAGAAAUAGACAACCCCGAGUACACCGCCGACCCAGAACUGUACAAGAGGGACGAGAUCUGCGCGAUCGGUUUCGAUCUCUGGCAGGUGAAAUCUGGCACGAUCUUCGACAACGUUCUGAUCACAGACGACCCAGAGGCGGCUCGUGAAUUCGGUGAAGAAGUCUGGAAGCCCACUCCUGAGGGCGAGAAGAAGAUGAAGGAGGCUCUGGAUGAGGAGGAGAGGAAGCAGAGAGAAAAGGAGAGCAAAGAGAAUGAAGAUAACAAAGACGAUGACGAGGAUGAAGAUGCAGAUGAGGAGGAGAACAGUGUCCCAGAUACUGAAGAACACGACGAAUUGUAAAUAAAUUGUGUCGCGAAUCGACACGAACGCAGACUGUAUUCCAGGAGCUGUGUGGCCGCGACACGCACCAACAAUUUCCAAACGCAAAACGUCACAAACAACCGAUGACCAUCACUUAAUAAUAAUGAGGCGCGCGAACGGGCGAAAAAAGAACGCUGGCUGAACACCCGUAGUUCGUGUGGGGAACAUUUUUUACACAGUGGUGAAGAUCAUCCUCCCUCAAGGUUUUUCCAUUUUUAAUCAAAGCGCACGGCCUUGUCUUUGCAGCCUAAACAACAAAAAAAGAAACAUUUUAAUCCUAGUCUUCAAACUCUUCGUUCGUGUUCCACGAGAAACACUGUCAGUGAGAGAAAGAGAGAAACCCAUGAGAUGUUGGAUCAUCCACAGAGAAAGAGAUAGAGAGAAAGUGGGUCUCGGGUUGUGUGCUGCCGAAGGCACGCUGCAAAUCGAAACACACCUUAUAUUCUUAACUCCCCUAUAUACAUACAUAUGUAAUAUAUAUGUAUUAUAUAAGAAUAGAGUCAUCUUGCCCCGUGUCCCUUCCCCCCACCCGAUGGCACAGCUCCACGAAAAAAGACUAAGUUGUUCCGUUUUUGUUUGUCAAGUGUUUUUUUUUUUUUUAUAUAUAUACCAAUUAAAAGAAUAAUCGAAGGUGUAAUUUAAACGAUGCUAUAUUAUAUAUACAUAUAUAUAUAUGUAUGUAUGUAUUAUAUAUUAUUUCAAUUUCCGUACAGUGUACGCGUAUUAAGAAAAAGCUCGCUCCAGUUUAAAGAAAAAAUGGUUUAAAAUGAAAAAAAAGAGGAAAAAGAAAAGAGGU